Molecule: messenger RNA, 711 nt
Organism: Geodia barretti
Lineage: Eukaryota; Metazoa; Porifera; Demospongiae; Tetractinellida; Geodiidae
Source: the annotation of a GenBank genome assembly
UUGGAAGAGUUUCUCACGUCCAACGGUGUUCAGUAUGAGCACCACGACAUCGCCAGCGAACCUGCUGCCCAGCAGUUUCUUGAAAGCAAGGGCGUUAAGUCCGCCCCGGUAACUGUGAUCGACGACGAAAUAAUCAUUGGUUAUUUCCCGAGAAAGCUCAUCGCCACCCUGAAGCUUGACACCCAGGUUGACCUGUCCGGCAGGACCGGAUGGCUGGCAGACAAAUACGACAAGAUUCUGCACGCCACAAUACGCGCCACCAUGCAACUCAGUCCAGAUCAGCUCGAGAGCGACGUUGCCUGGCGACCGGAAACCCUUCGGGACACCAUCGUCCACAUCAUGUCCUUCCCAGAGUUGGCCUAUUUGAGCCACAAGACUGGCAGCAUGACCACUGACGAUAUGCAGGCUUGCCGCCAGCGCCUGGCCAGCGUCAACUCUUCUGAGGAAAUCGCCGAGUAUGCCGAAGGAGUUAUUGCAAACAUCGUUGAGUUUCUGAACAGUGGUGACAACGAGUCUUUCGACCGUGUGGUUCCUGCUCACUAUGGCGGGGAAGUAUCCGUGGUUGAACUGCUGAACAUUAUCCUGAGCCACAGCACCCAUCACUUGAAGCAGGUUUAUUGGUUCAUGGAAACCUCACUCGGCAUUACACCCCAAGACCGUGCCACAGCGGAAGACAUGGAAGGAAUCUUCACGCCGGAAGCCUUGAUUUAG